AUGGCGUCAGAAAUUCGUUUGAUAUCAAAAUCUAUUCAUAAACAUAAUCGAUCUUUACUUGAAUAUUCUAUUUCAAAUGAUACAAUAUUAUCUAAUCGUUUAUUAAGUCCAAUAAUAGAGAAUUCAACUGAAAUUCAUUCAACACCUAUUUCAAUAAAUAAAAUAUGUUCAAAUACAUCUCAAAAAAUAUUAAAUAAUAUUAUUUUGAAAAAUGAUAAUUUAACAAUCGAUGAACUUAAUCAUAUAUUGAUACAAAAAUCUCAUCAAUAUAUGAAAGAUUUUCAUAAUAUUCAAAAUUAUCUUAAUAAAUUUGAUAAACAUUUUAAAGAAUUAUCAAAUAUUAUUGAAUAUCUUCGAACGAAUAAAAAUUUUACUAAUACAAUUGAACUUAUUGAAACACGUCUUUUACAAAUGCAUGUUAAACGAAAUCAAAUUGAUCGUUUACUAAAUCAAUCUUCUAUAAAAAAUCUUAUAGAAAAAAUUUUACCAUAUAUUCUCAAAUCAAAAUUAAUUAUAAAUUAUAAUGAAUUAUUAACUUCACUACAAUUAAGUAUGAAUCAAAAAACAACUUUAAUUGAUCAUCUUAAAAAUGAAUAUCGAUAUAGGAAAUAUCGAUUAAAUGAAUAUUCAUUAAAAUUUCAACAACAAAAUGAAUUACUUAUUAAAUUAAUAAAACAAAUACAAUAUGAUAAAAUAAUUAAACCAACAAAUCAUAUAUUUAUAAUUAAUCAACAAUCAAAUGAAUUAAUAAAUUUAUCAAAUGAAUAUAAACAACUUCAAAAUGAAAAUUAUUUAUUAACAUUAAAAGCUAAAGAAAAUCUUCAAAAAUUUUCUAUGAUUAUACAAUCAAAUCAUCAUUAA
Molecule: messenger RNA, 861 nt
Organism: Rotaria sordida
Lineage: Eukaryota; Metazoa; Rotifera; Eurotatoria; Philodinida; Philodinidae
Source: the annotation of a GenBank genome assembly